This is a messenger RNA of Drosophila melanogaster (fruit fly), 2523 nucleotides long. It is a transcript of the gene ktub, whose product is annotated as king tubby. The transcript has 6 exons. The record is from RefSeq and is marked reviewed. The coding region runs from base 649 to 2058 and encodes 469 amino acids. Gene Ontology annotation, cellular component: ciliary membrane; cytoplasm; rhabdomere. NCBI's taxonomy places the organism in Eukaryota, Metazoa, Arthropoda, Insecta, Diptera, Drosophilidae.
CCAGUUGUUGUUUUGGCAGCGUGCGGUUCGGUCGACGGGUUACAUCGCCUUCUCUCCUCUACCAAAAUAAAGAGGCGCCAAAUUCAAUCAAUUGGACAAUAUCACACGCAACUCAACGGGCACGAAAGUGUUUGUCAAACAACAUAGAUUGUAUAACAUUAUAAAUAUAUGCAUAUUCAGGCGGUACUCGCUCAGUGGCUAAAGCAAACAUUCAGUGCCAGCGAUCCGGAGAAUUCCGAUCGAUCGCGUCGGUACAAAAAAAAUUGAGCGAGAACAGGAAGAGCCGGCUGUUGGCUUCAGUCUACAAAUCCUCACCCUCGUGAACACCCCUUGAUUUUUUUGUUGUCGCGUGUGCUGCCGUACUACACUACCACAAACUACAAAAUAUAUACCAUACCAUACAAACUGACGCCAGGUGUGCUAAAUUCAUAGAUUCUUCUUCAAUUAUUUUGGUGCCCCAUCGGUUUUUGUUUUGCUGCAUUCAUUCGCAUUCGAAAAGUCGCUCUUCAACGCAAAUCCCAAAACAGCUGUCACUCCCGAAUAUUUGCCAAAUGCCUCUUCAUCGGAUCAUCUGAAUCGCGCGUAGUUAAGUGAAAAUCGUCAGAGGAUUUUGAUUGCCUUCUGAAAUCUACAGCCAUAACUGCAAAAAUGUCCGGAAUCAACAGUCGUAAUCAGAAAAUGGAACAGCAGCGCCAGCUGAUGGAGGCCUACAUCCGGCAGAAGAGAGCCUCGCCGGGAAUGGUCCAGGCCAGCGAUUUGCAGAUCAAUCGACCCAUGUCCGGGAUGCGCAGCAACAGCCGGGAGCUGCACGCCUACGACGGACCCAUGCAGUUCAUCAGUUCGCCCCAAAAUCCGGACCAGAUACUCACCAACGGCAGUCCCGGCGGCAUCAAUCCGGUUGCCAUGAACACGAGUCGCAAUCACUCGAAUAACAUGCGCAGCCUAAGCACCAUCAACCAGGAGGGUAAGUGGUCGUACACUCCAAGAAAAGCUGAUCUCAUAGAGGAGAUCUCAUCGCACGAGUUGGAGGACGAGGAGAGCAGUCCGGUGACGGUGAUUGAGCAGCACCAGCAGUCAGCCUCGCACAGCGCCAACUCGACGCAAUCGCAGAAACCACGUGCCCGCCAGCAUUCCUUUAGCGACAAUCUGGACGAGGAUGACUACACCAAUCGCAAUGUGGCCGGUGCUGCUCCAGUGCGUCCCGCCGGCAUGGCCUCAUCGCCGUACAAGGACGCAACGCUGGACGGCAGCAGCAACGGGACGGGGAACGGAACUGGCGGCGAGUCCGAGGGAGAUGUCAUCGGCAAUAUCGACCAGUUCGUGAUGCAACCAGCGCCACAGGGAGUGCUCUACAAGUGCCGCAUUACGCGGGACAGGAAGGGCAUGGACCGCGGCCUCUUUCCCAUCUACUACUUGCAUCUGGAACGUGACUACGGCAAGAAGAUAUUUCUGCUGGGAGGUCGCAAACGCAAGAAGAGCAAGACAUCCAACUACAUUGUCAGCUGCGAUCCCACGGAUUUGUCUCGCAAUGCCGAUGGCUUCUGUGGCAAACUGCGCUCUAAUGUCUUUGGCACAUCCUUCACGGUCUUUGACAACGGCAACAAGGAGAGCACAGAGAGUCCUCGACUCGACUUGGCCGUCAUCAUUUAUGACACCAACAUUUUGGGAUUCAAGGGGCCACGCAACAUGACUGUUAUACUGCCCGGCAUGACUGAGGACGAUCAGCGUGUCAAGAUCAGUUCGGCGGAUCCCAAACAGCAGGGCAUCCUUGACCUAUGGAAAAUGAAGAACAUGGACAACAUCGUGGAGCUGCACAAUAAGACGCCAGUGUGGAACGAUGAAACCCAAUCGUAUGUGCUCAACUUUCAUGGGCGCGUCACCCAGGCGUCGGUGAAGAACUUUCAGUUGGUCCACGACUCCGAUCCGGAGUACAUAGUAAUGCAGUUCGGCCGCACCUCGGAGGACGUCUUCACCAUGGACUAUCGCUAUCCCCUGUGCGCCAUGCAGGCAUUCGCCAUUGCCCUCAGUAGUUUCGAUGGCAAAAUAGCCUGCGAGUGAGCUGGCUGGGAUCCUCGGGUUGGCCCGUUGCCUUAUGUACAGCUGAUUAUCUGGAGUGCGGAUCAAGUCGCUCCGGGCGGAUCAUUGUUGAAAUUAUUAUCGGAAAUCUAGUCACUCGAAGUCGGGUUUUGGUAGACCAUCGUUGAAAUGAGUAAUGUAGUUAGUAGCUACUCGUAUCGCGUAUCAUUGUAUAACGUAUAUUCAGAAUGUGCUCACCGAUUUUAUAAGAAAUUAUUUAGGACAGGUCCUACAACUUUGUAAAUCUAAAUGUGCCCCUUUUAGCGAUAAGUUCACUUGUAAGCGAUUCGAAGUCAAGGUCAUUUAAAGUAAUAUCAGUUUUAUAAUCAGCAUAUAGCAACAAAUCAAGGACUAAUGUAAACUAUUUAAAAUGCCACUACUAUUAGUCGGUAAGAGAGCACUACUAACUUGUACUAAGCUCUAAAUAAAUACAAACAGCUAUUGAUC